UAUUGAAGCAGGUGGAAUGCGAAUAGAAACGCAGUGUGUUCUUUAAAGUUAAUUAAUAAACCGUAUUGAUUUUCCAACAGGUUAUUGUUCAGAUUUUAUUGUGCAUUCAUAAAUUUAGAAAUGUGAUACACCAGGGUAUACUGAUAGUUGGAACGUACUGUUGAAACGUAGGUUUAUGAGUCUUCAUGUUUAAAAAGCUUAAAUUUUCAAAUUUAAAGUGACAUGUAAAGACAAUUUAUAAAAUAGUGCUUUAAGAAAAUGGAGCAGGACCUUUUCCACAUAUGGCUGUAGUGCAACGGAAUAAUGGCCCACCAUCGAAGGGGUUUCAGCUUGAACAACUCGCCAACAACCAACGUGCAUUGGCCACAUUUCUUGACCGUGCAUAUGAACUUCUUUCUAGACAACUGGAGUUUUUCGAAAAGAUACAGAAGUUGGCCAAUGAGAGUUGCUCAGCGCAUAAUGCCACGAUUGAAAUGGUAAUACAAUUUUCAUCGACCAUUGAUUCCGUCAUCAAAACGUAUAUCCCCAAGGCGAAAGAUGGAAUAGAUUUUCAAAACCAAGAGUUGCUAGUGGAUGGUAUACAGCAGAUAACGGAACAAACAGAGACCCUAAAAGAAGUAACCAACAGAACCAAAUCAAGGUACAUGGACAUUAAACGAAGUGCACAUGAGCAAUGUACUGCAAUACGAUUGCAUAGCGAUAAAGUACGGGCGAAGGUUGCUAUCCCUCUGAAGCAAAUAGAAGACGAUUUGGAAGGACUAGAAAACAUACAAACUUCGGAAGUAUUAUUGACAUACCCAUGUAAACAAACUGAGCAAACGAUACAAGACAAAGGAUGGAAAUCUUCCCGGGCGACUUCAAGGCCGUAUCCAAUGAGACAACUACAGAUUAUUGUGAAUGCCCUUUUAUGGCCUCUUUCAAGAAUUUUGGGGUCGCUUUUUUUAUUGUUACCCUCACGGAUGCGCUUACAAAUAUCUUCAGCGAUGGAUUUAUGCACCAACACGUGGGUCGCAAUUAAAGGAAAAUGUAGAACAGUCAUACGUUUUACAAUAGGAAAACUCAGUAGAGUGAAAGAAACAACACAUCAAAACUGUCAAAAUGACGCUGAAGAGAACUCUCAACUUGGAACCACUGGUGAUACAUAUAACAACACUAUUGCGAAGAGGAACGAUCUUUUGAAUAAACAGGCUCGUUUGAAUGAGUUGAUUAUAAAUGCAGAUCCCUCCUAUAUCCAGAAAGCAUUGGAGCAAAUAGGAAAUGUCAUUAAACAGUUAAGAGACAUAGAAUUAUAUUGGGUCGACACAAUAAAUCAACUUAACGUGCUAAGACAAAGAUGCUACAGUUGGAUGACAGACGAUAUAGCAGAUGCAGAAGGUUUAAAAGAUUCCUUCUCUAAACUAGAGAAGGAAUUCCAAAGUAUAUUCGAAGGAUUUAGAGACUACAUUCAAGUUGCUUCACGAGAAGUAUCAACUCUUUUCAAAUUCCGGUUUUAGUCUUCACGAAUUAACAAAAAUACACGUAGCAUGGAUUCGUAUUAUAUUCGCCAUAUUUUUUGUGCCCGACAAAGACAUGUUUUAAAAAUGUAUUGGACAGAAUGCGCAGUAGAUAUGUUUAUUCUGUAUAUAGUGAGAAACGUAUAAUACAUGAAUUCGUUAGUCUUCGAUUCAACUGAAGGUAGUCGUGCUGAUUUUUACGUUACGAAUGUUAUUUAUCAAAUAAAACUUACGUUAAAUGUAAUUUUAACUUGCAAUUUAAAUUAAUGAAAAACAAUCACGACUAUAGCUAGAACAAGCGUGUCUCUUCUUUUUAAACAUUUGCCAAUAUCUAUGCAUUAUUCAUUUAAAUUUUAUUUAACUUUCACAUGUUAUGUUCGUUUACGCUUUUGAGUUGCUCAACGUACAGAAAGCAAACACAAUGCCUAUAUUAAAUUUUCAAGCAUUGAUGUUGUUAAUUUACUAAUACAUUGAACCCAAUAUAGUGUUAUAUGUUA
Messenger RNA from Dreissena polymorpha, 1990 nucleotides. RefSeq lists its product as uncharacterized. Lineage: Eukaryota; Metazoa; Mollusca; Bivalvia; Myida; Dreissenidae. The coding region runs from base 282 to 1493 and encodes 403 amino acids. The record is from RefSeq and is a predicted model, not a curated record. The transcript has 9 exons.